GUCGCCGGUUCCAAGAAGUGGCCGCUGCGCCAGCCGCGCAAAAGCGCCGCUUCUCUGCUCGGUGCGCUCUGCAGGGGGCGGGAGCGGGUAGUUGCGCUCCUGCCCGGCGCCGAUCCGCGAGGAGGGGGAGCCGCUCUUGGGCCGCCGGGCUGCGCGCCUCGCUCUCCGCUCCCGGGGCAGAUCUCCGCCCUUUGGUGUGCGCCCCAGCCGGGCUGCGCGAGUCCCGCUCCCGCGACCUCCGGGCUUGGCGCUGUGGCCGCUCCUCGCCGCGGCGUCCCCUCCUCUCCUGGCCAGCUCCUUGGAUUGCCAAGUCCGCCUUCGCCGCUGAACUUGCGCAAACUUCGAGCGGGGGUCGCCGUCGGAGCGCGCUCCUGAGCCCGAUGGAUCCCUCCGGCCGCUCUUGGUGCCGCUGCUGCCGGCUGGCUUGGCUCCUCUUGGCUUGUUGCGUCGGACCCUUCGCGGCAGCCAGGAGGAACAUUCCCAGGAGUCAAGAUAGGUUGGGGCCUCCUUUGGAUAUAAUACUGGACUCUCUGAAUUGCACAGCAUUCAGUGUACAAUGGAGAAUGCCUCAGCAGCAUGCAAGCAUCAUCUCGGGCUACACUGUAUACUACUCAGAGGUCAAGGCUGAUAAACCAAUUAAACAGCAGUCGCAUGAUGUGCCUCUUAGUCUGGACAUGCUCAGUUCAGGACAACUUGAUGGGCAAGCAAUUUUUGAAGUUGUCAUUGGAGAUUUGAAGCCAGGAACGCUCUUCCGCGUGAGCGUCGGAGCUUACGGCUGGACUGGAAAAGGCCGGCCCAGCAUGCCUAGAGAUAUAACAACUCUAUCACAAGAUAAAUGUAUGCCUCCUGAUCCACCUUUCCAACCCCAAGUCAUUGUUGUUUCCGAUUCAGAAGUUGCCCUGUCAUGGAAACCAGGACCCAGCGAAGGAAGUUCCCCAAUUCAGUACUACACAGUGGCAUUUAUGAGGCCUGAGCUUGACACCAACUGGACUGUAAUUAGAGAGCAGAUCCAGAUGGACUCCAUGGUUCUGAAGGGGCUGACUCCAAAGCACCAAUACCAGUUUGCAGUCCAAGCUACAAAUUUGUAUGGAUCCAGUCUGCCUAGCCCUCCCAGCGAUACUAUCAGGAUGCUCAACCCAGAGGAAUUAGGGAGCGGAAGCUACGGGCAGCAAUAUAUCACAGACUCUGGCACUGGGGACGAUGAUGGAAUUGAUAUUGAUGAUUCAGACUAUGACAUUUACAUUGACGAGCUCAAACCACUUCCUGCUAUCAAAGGAGGUAACAGGAAGUUUUUAGUUGAAACUAAGAUCCUGGAAAGGUCUAAUCCAAGGCUCCUUUCUAGGCUGCUUUCAAGUCCUUCAUAUCCUGCUACAUCCACUGUAACCACAACACGCCCACCACCUACUACAACCAGCACCACGACCACUGUCACUGCAAAGACCACCAGGAAGAUCACUGUUGCUUCAUUAGUGAGACAGUUCGAUCAGCCCUGUGACGAAACCUUCUGCUCUACAGACAGCUUUUGCGUCAAUGACUAUGAGAGAAGUGGUUCCCGUUGCCACUGCAACCUCGGCAAAGGAGGGGAGACCUGCACAGAAGAUGUGAAUAUCCAGUAUCCUCAGUUUUUUGGCUACUCGUAUAUUACCUUUGAACCUCUGAAAAAUUCGUACCAGACAUUCCAGAUUUCUGUUGAAUUUAGGUCUGAAGCGGAGGAUGGCCUGCUCCUCUACUGCGGAGAGAAUGAGCACGGGCGUGGGGACUUCAUGUCAGUGGCAAUCAUCAGACGGAACGUUCAGUUCAGGUUCAACUGUGGUACAGGAAUUGCAAUAAUCACAAGCGAGAACAAGAUUAAGGUGGGGAACUGGCACAGAGUGACGGUGUUCAGAGAUGGAUCGAAUGGCUGGCUGAAGCUGGAUACAAACCCUCCAGUUUCUGGUAAAUCCCAGGGUCUAUAUAGCAAGAUUACUUUCCGGACUCCUUUCUAUCUUGGAGGUGCUCCAACUGCCUACUGGCUGGUGAGGUCUACAGGAAUCAACAGGGGCUACCAAGGCUGUGUUCAGUCACUCAAUAUCAAUGGGAAGGCCAUCGACAUGCGGCCCUGGCCGUUGGGCAAAGCUCUUAGUGGGGCAGAUGUAGGUGAAUGCAGCAGCGGAAUUUGCGAUGAGGCCUCUUGCAUUAAUGGCGGCACCUGCACAGCGAGCAAAGCGGAUCGAUACAUCUGUCUUUGCCCGCUCGGGUUUAAAGGUCGACACUGUGAAGAAGCUUUCACCCUUGCCAUACCUCACUUCAACGAGACCUUGAAAUCCUUUGCUACAACUCCUUGGCCAUUAGAGCCACAUAACUAUCUUUCCUUCAUGGAGUUUGAGUUGACAUUUCGUCCAGCUUCAGCCAACGGUGUGCUUUUGUACAGCUACGACACGGGGAGCAAAGACUUCCUGUCCAUUAUCAUGGUGGACAGCUUUGUGGAAUUCAGGUUUGACUGUGGUUCAGGCACUGCUGUAAUCAGGGGUGAAGAACCUGUUAUUUUGAACCAGUGGCAUGAGCUGAAAGUGUCCCGCACAGCCAAAAAUGGCAUCUUGCAGGUUGAUCAGCAAAGACCAGUCGAAGGAAUGGCUGAGGGAGCUUUCACACAGAUUAAGUGCAAUCCUGACAUAUUCAUUGGUGGAGUAUCGAAUUAUGAUAACGUGAAAAAGAACUCAGGAGUCCUCAAACCGUUCUCUGGGAGUAUCCAAAAGAUUAUUCUGAAUGACCGGGUGAUAGACAUGAAGCAGGACUUCACAUCUGGAGUCAAUCUGGACAAUGCUCUCCAUCCUUGCGUUUACGCCCCCUGUGUCAACGGGGGAUCCUGUGUGCCCAAGAAGGACAGCUACGACUGUGAUUGCCCCUUGGGUUUUGAUGGGCAGAACUGCCAGAAAGGUAUCACAUUUUCAUUGCCCCAUCCAGUCUUGUACGACUUAUUAAUAUUUUCCUGUCCACUAAACAGAGUGUCAGGAUCAAGGACAAAUGUGUUCAUGAGGUUCAAGACAUCACUGAUGGAUGGCCUACUGAUGUGGCGGGGAGACAGUCCUAUGAGGCCCAACAGUGACUUCAUCUCAUUAGGUCUUCAAGAUGGUACCUUGGUCUUCAGGUAUAAUCUGGGCAGUGGUGUUGCUUCCAUAAUGGUGAACGGCUCUUUCAAUGACGGCCGAUGGCACAGAGUAAAGGCAGUUCGAGAUGGACAGUCUGGGAAAGUCACGGUGGAUGAUUAUGGAGCUAGGACUGGCAAAUCACCAGGAAUGAUGAGACAAUUGAACAUCAAUGGAGACUUGUACAUUGGUGGAAUGAAGGAGAUUGCACUAUAUACAAACAGGCAAUACAUGAGAGGCCUGGUGGGCUGCAUUUCCCACUUCACCCUUUCUACCGAUUAUCAUAUUUCGCUGGUUGAAGAUGCAGCCGACGGGAAGAACAUUAACACUUGCGGGACAAAGUAAGAGCUGGAGAACCUUCGCGUGGAAGAGCUUGCCUGACAUGCACUCUGCCAACCACAAUCGAAACGACUGUUUGUGCACACCGAGAACUAUUUUGAAUGGGUCUGGAGGCAGAGCAAAAAUAACACAACCCCCCUCCCCCCAUUCCAAACUGAAACAAAAUCCUUAAAAUGUUCCACUCUCCUUCCAAAAGGAAAAAGGUGGGAUGCUGUGCUGUCUCAGUCAAAACGCUUUGGGCCAGGACUGUCCUCCUUCGUUGCUACAGACUUAGAAUGUAAUUCCGCAAGCCCCAGUGGACUUGGAUGGGACUGGUGUUGUUGUUUUGUUGCUCGGUCCAUGCACAAGCCUUCACCUUUCCCAGACCUACAGCCAUGCAUACCUGACAAACUACCUGCACAUGCAACUGGCCAGCACACAAGGGGACAGCAGGCAUUCGAGCGACAAAAGAUGCACAUUCCCUGGCUUUGGAGAGAUGGCUUCAGUGACCAUGAGCAGCCCCUGCUUGGUUUCCUUUCUUCAGUUCAAGGCAAGCUGUAAGGGGGUAGUUUUUUUGUGCGACUGCCUUGAUGUCCACCAGGUGCCCGGUGCCCCUUCCAAAGUCAACAUUGGGUCCCAAGUUGGCCUGGAACAGUAGUAGCAAUACUUACUGUGACGUUCUUGACUGUACAAUAUCACGAGAAGGCAGGUUCUCUCAGCAACUGGGAUGGAAACAGCACAAUCUCUUCUGUUUUGAAGGCGAAUAGAUACCACCACCACCCGGUCUGCACUAAAACCAUAUCCUCUGCAUCAACUGCUGCUCCCUCCCCAUUUGAACCUCAUUGGAGAAAAGGAAACAAGGACCAAAAAGUUUCUGGACUGCUGUACUCAAUCCUUUCGUAUGUUUGGAUAUUUCCUCAAGAGCAAGCAGAGCAUACCUCCCCAAGAGCCCCACGUUGAAAUCGUCACAUGCUGAAAACUGACAAGUCAUGGAGAAAGGGUGCAGCGUUCACACCUAGCUUUAUUCUAAUAGAGGGAAGACUUCAUUCAUGCAGUGCCCCUUCCUGUCACAAUGGUAGAAUCUAGGAACAGUUUUAACCAGGUACCCUGCUGGUUUUGCUUGAUCUUCUCUCCUAGCACAACAAGCACUUCUGGUGAGAAGAGUUAUUGCCCUGUAUUUUUCCAGACAGAACUGAGUAAAUUGAGAAGAGCUGAUAUUCUGCAAUAGGGUUGAGGCUUUGAAUAUCCACCUGUUGGUCAGUAGAGACUGCGCCUCAGUCCAGUGUCCCAAGGACGACACAGCAAGUGAUUAGCUGCAUAUCUGCCAAAUGAUGCACCCAGAACAUCUUUGGAACCAUAGAAGGAGUAUUCAAAACACUUGGAACUUUUCUAGCAUGUAAUGUCACGACGACUACUAUUGGGCAAUCUUAGUGGCAUAUUAUGGAAGCGCUGUAUUUAUGCAUUCAUUUUCCUAUUCCAGACAUCGUUUGAAUUUACUGAGGAGGAAAAAAAAUAUAUAUUUCCAGCUCCAUUCUGCCCAAUGUAAAUAGCCAUCAAAAGUUAACUCCUUUGCAGAUUCUGCUGUGUGCUGAAAAAGACCGUACUUAACUAAUUACAAAAGUUUACUUUUUUAUGCAAUGAAAAUCAAUAACCACCUUUUGUAGCAGUAAUUUUCUACCCAUAUAUUUUUAUAUAGCAGCAGCUACAAACUUGAUUGGUUAGCAUAAUUUUGUAAAUGGAUUAGGUGUCUUGCUGUCACUGUUUAGCACACUUCAUGGCUAAGAGGAAGAAAGCGGAGAUGUUCAUUGGACUAUGGAACAUAAAAGUUUAAUGUGUACUCACGAUAGUUUCAGUGGAAAUGUCUGUAAAAUAGAAAUGGUUUCACCUUUUUUGUAAAUUUAGACAGUUCACUAUGUAUAUUAACAUGGCUUUUCAGCUUUAAAAGGUAUUGCAAAGACGUUAAAAACUGUUCUACUACGA
This is a messenger RNA of Sphaerodactylus townsendi, 5423 nucleotides long. It is a transcript of the gene EGFLAM, whose product is annotated as EGF like, fibronectin type III and laminin G domains. The transcript has 22 exons. Bases 381 to 3470 code for a protein of 1029 amino acids. Gene Ontology annotation, molecular function: calcium ion binding; protein binding. The record is from RefSeq and is a predicted model, not a curated record. Lineage: Eukaryota; Metazoa; Chordata; Lepidosauria; Squamata; Sphaerodactylidae.